Rhea pennata is the source of this 2834-nucleotide messenger RNA. RefSeq names its product RH-like protein. Gene Ontology annotation, biological process: ammonium homeostasis; ammonium transmembrane transport. The transcript is spliced from 11 exons. The coding region runs from base 161 to 1429 and encodes 422 amino acids. The record is from RefSeq and is a predicted model, not a curated record. Gene Ontology annotation, cellular component: plasma membrane. Gene Ontology annotation, molecular function: ammonium channel activity. Lineage: Eukaryota; Metazoa; Chordata; Aves; Rheiformes; Rheidae.
GCCCCCUCACUCCUUCCCCCCCGGCCCGUCACCGUCGCGGGGUCCCGCCCCGGGGCCCCUCGGUGCCCCUCGGUGCUGGUCACACACGCGCACCCCACACACACACCCCAGGCCGGUCGCCCCAUGGCCUCUGGCGGCUUGGGGAGCCCUGAGGAACCCAAUGGCAGCCCGCGGAGCUGAGGGGAGCGGCCGUUGGCGGCUGGCGGCAGGGCGGCGGCGCCCGCGCCCUCUCCUGCCUCGUCCGGAGCUGCGGCGAGGCCCGGUGGGGCGGGACGGGCCUCGUGGUUCCUCCGAGGCUCUGGCGGUGCUGAGUGAUGGUAUACCCAGAUCAGACAUCUACCCAGCCUUUCAGGAUGUCAGCCGUAUGGUGAUUUUUGGACUCGGCUUUUUCAUGGCGUUUCUGAAAAGAUACGGGUUUAGCAGCACUGGAUUCAAUCUCCUAAUCAUUGCACUUGGUGUCCAAUGGUCUGUGCUGAUGGAAGGUUUAUUAGUUUCCUUGUUCCAAACAACAAAGGAAGAUGAUCUGAAAAGCAUAACAAAAGCUACUAUGAGUAUGACUGCUGUGGUCAUCUCCUCUGCAGCUGUUCUCGGGAAGGCUAAUCCUAUCCAGCUGAUUGUGAUGACAGUUGUGGAGAUAGUGGCUUUCUUUUUGAGCAGAUGGAUCAACAAGAUGUACCUGGAGAUUGAAGACAGUGUCAGCAUGAUGCAUGUUCACCUGUUCGGAGCCUACUUUGGUCUAGCAGUCUCCUUCUUCUUCUCUGAGCCCUCACCUGAGAAGAAUAGGAGUACCCCAAAGUCAGAUUUAAUGUCAAUGCUGGGCACUCUCUUCCUAUGGCUAUUCUGGCCAAGCUUCAAUUCUGUACUAGCUGAGAAGAACAAGAAUACUAUAAUCUACAACACCUAUUUUGCACUUGCAGUAAGUGCUGUAACUGCCUUCGCAUUGUCUGUUCUGACCACGAAAGAUGGAAAACUCAGGAUGACACAUUUCCGCAGUGCAACACUAGCUGGUGGGAUUACUAUUGGCUAUGUAGCACACAAUAUUCAGUAUCCCUGGAUUGCAAUGAUUUUGGGUCUGCUUGCUAGUGUGAUCACCAUAAUAGGAUCUCACUGUUUUCAGAGAUGUUUUAAUCCUAUUCUCAAGAUUUAUGAUGCCCCUGGAGUUCUUUACACUUUUGGCUUGCCUGCUGUGUUUGGAGCUCUUGCCCAUGUCAUUCUCUUUAUAAUAAAAAACUGGACAGAUUUACCAAGCCAUGGACAUUUGAUCCUGACUGACAUUGGUACCUUCUGCCUGACCAUCAGUAUGGCCUUGAUGUCAGGUUUUAUUACAGGUCCCAUUUUAAAUCUCAAAUUCUUGAAGACUACCCCUGUAUCAAAGUACUGUGACGACCAGUUUUACUGGGAGUUUCCACAUUUGGCUGUUGGAUUUUGAAUGGAGGAACCCAAAUUACACAUUUGACUAAGAUAAAAUUUUCCUAUUUGUCAUUAUAGAAAAUGAAUAAUUAUGAUGGGGUGGGUGAAAAAGCCCUUAUGUUUCAGUUCUCCAGUUCAAAAAAGACAUCCCAAUAGAUGCACAAAAAAAGUAAUCAACUAUUUUAGUUACUGUUAAAAGACACUGAACAUAAACUUACAGAUACAAACUUGUAAUGCAUUCCACUUUUCUGCUUCAAUGGUCCAGUCCAGCCCUGAAUAUUUUAUUUUGUAGGAUGUGUGCAAGAAAGCUGGCUGCAUUCACUUCUGUGAUGGCUUAGCAAUCGAAAUGCUUGUGAACUUUGAAGAAGAGAACUAUGUUUAGCUGCCAAGUUUAAAAGCAAAAAUACAUAUUUUAAAGUACAGUUCUGCAAGGCAUACGUACUGGUUCUGAUCUAGCUAAACAUUAAACUACUUGGUUUUAAGCUAAAUUAAUUCCACUGAAGGCCGUGUUAAACAUGGACUUGACAAGUGAGCUGGAUCAGCUGCAUCUUGCCUAACUGAACUCAUGAGUUUUCUAACUUGUUAAAGAAAAUCUCGAAGUGCUUGGCUAACGCUAGCUGUUUGAAAGCUCAAAUAGCAAGAAGUUACAGUGUUCUGCAUCUGGGUGGUGCCCCUGAAAUCAGUGGCAGUACUGGUACAUGAGAUUCAGUAGCAAAUGUAAGAACAGUCUCUUACUGAGCAGUGGCAGGCUGCACUGGGACACAAUCAGCUUUCCAAAAGCCUCUGGCCUGCUGUAGGCAUAUGGAUGACGGUCAUCUCUCCAGACCGCAGAGAGUGAGGGAGCAGUCAAUAGCAGUCCUAUUGACUUGAAUGGAGCUAGUUACAUGACGACGGAUUUAACUGGAUCGGGACUAAUUUUGUGUAACUGAUUCCUUAGAAACAGUAUUAAGACUCAAUUUCAGAAGUGUGUUGUGCUGCUUGAUUGAAAAAUCUUUUAGUAUUUUAAUGAAAUGCUUUGUUUUUUAAACAUUUUAAGGAACAACAUAAAAAGUUUCUACACAGUAGAUAAAAAAAUAUUGGUAACAGAAUGUAGGCUUCUUUUUUGAUUCUGGAACAAUGGUCAACUUGGAAAAAAAUGUAUCUGAAAAAGCAUCUUUUUUACUGCCACUUAGAUGGCAUUAAAGGUCUUGCCUUUGAUGUAAAUGAAACAGCAGAUAUCUGCUUGUAGAGAACUCAGACUGGGACACGCAUGGGUCUUCGGUGCGUUAAUUAAGGGCCUGCUCUUGCAGAGGAUUCUGUGCAACUGAACCCGUUUUUAAAUGAAACUCCCUGGAGGAUCGUGGUUCUCAUUGUUUCUUCUUCUGAAAAUAGCUGACACGGAAAAAUGUUGUCAAAGUGCUUACGUAAUAAAAAAGUCAAGAUUU